UUCCCUCCCUGUCGGGGCGGAAUUUAGUCCAAGGCAGGAUCAGGUUCCCCGCCUUCCAGUCCGAAAAUCCCGCCAAGGGAGCCGCGGAGCAGAGGAAACCCCAAAGUGAAGCCAGGGAAGAAAGAGACCAUCACCAGCCAGGAGGGAGGGAGCAGCAGCCCGCGUCGCCAGCCGCAGCGACCCGGGUACCUGGACCCCGAGCAGCCAACCUCGCCCCUUUCAACAAAGGCAACCUGAGCGCAGACAGCACGUUUGCAACUCAAAGAUGCAGUCCCCACAGGACCGGCUGCAGCGUCGGAAACUUGCAGCUGUCUUCUUGGCCUUCGUGUUCAUUCUGGUGGCCGUGGACACCGCUGGAGCUGCGAAGAAGGAGAAGCCAGAGAAAAAAGUGAAGAAGUCUGACUGCGGAGCAUGGCAGUGGAGUGUGUGUGUGCCCACCAGCGGGGACUGCGGGCUGGGCACCCGGGAGGGCACCCGGAGUGGGGCCGAAUGCAAACAAACCAUGAAGACCCAGAGAUGUAAGAUCCCUUGCAACUGGAAAAAGCAAUUUGGAGCGGAGUGCAAAUACCAAUUCCAGGCCUGGGGAGAAUGCGACCUGAACACGGCCUUGAAGACCCGAACCGGAAGUCUGAAGAGAGCCCUCCACAACGCCGACUGCCAGAAGACUGUCACCAUCUCCAAGCCCUGUGGCAAGCUGACUAAGCCCAAGCCUCAAGCAGAAUCGAAGAAGAAGAAAAAGGAAGGCAAGAAACAAGAGAAGAUGCUGGACUGAAAGAGGCCACCUCCCUGGAACGUGGAACGGACGUCAGCCACCAGGAGCAGUUAACCGUCGCAUUUAUACCCACCGCAGGCUUUUUAUUCCGAAGUUAUCGAUAGCUUAAGUGUACACACAAUAGGCAGAAACAAAAAGAAAAGAACAUGUUUGUAGUAGCAUUUUUAAAUGUAUACCAUAGUGCCACUAGGGGCUUAUAAUGAAGGACUGUAAUCCUGUUUAGAAAGUUGACCUAUAGUAUGUGAAAAAUGAUAGAAAAUGGAGGUAAGUUUUUUUUGAAGUUAUGUGAUAUUUGCCAUUUAAAAUCUUUCUUUUUUUUUUACAUUUUUUUUUCUUUGGCAGCGAUUUUAAAUGUUAUGGCCAGGUAAACUACUUCUCUUGUUAGGUCAUUUUUUCACCUAGACUUUUUUUUCUCAAUGGAAAAAAAGUAUAUACUAAACAAGGCAGCAAUAAAAUACAAUCAUCCUAUUUGAGGAAAAUACCUUGAUUUCUGCCAAUGGAUUUAAGAACCUUUUAGUCAGUAAAAUAGGGGGAGGGGCAGAGCAUGCACUUGUUGAAUGUUGACUUUUUUUUUUUAAAGAAAUCAUUAAAACAUGAAAUUCUUUCACUUUGGCAGAAACAUUUGUUUUCCUGAUGAAACUAUUUUCUCAUCUGAGGGGA
This is a messenger RNA of Molossus molossus (Pallas's mastiff bat), 1432 nucleotides long. RefSeq names its product pleiotrophin (gene PTN). Gene Ontology annotation, molecular function: growth factor activity. The transcript has 5 exons. The record is from RefSeq and is a predicted model, not a curated record. The coding region runs from base 266 to 772 and encodes 168 amino acids. NCBI's taxonomy places the organism in Eukaryota, Metazoa, Chordata, Mammalia, Chiroptera, Molossidae.